AAGAACGGCUUCGUGGUGCUCAAGGGCCGCCCCUGCAAGAUCGUGGAGAUGAGCACCUCCAAAACCGGCAAACACGGCCACGCCAAGGUGCACCUGGUGGGCAUCGACAUCUUCACGGGCAAGAAGUACGAGGACAUCUGUCCGUCCACCCACAACAUGGACGUGCCCAACAUCAAACACAAUGACUUCCAGCUCAUUGGGAUCCAGGACGGGUACCUGUGUGUGCUCCAGGACAGCGGGGAGGUGCGGGAGGACCUGCGGCUGCCAGAGGGGGAACUGGGCCGGGAGAUCGAGCAGAAAUACGACUGCGGGGAGGAGAUCCUGAUCACGGUGCUGUCGGCGAUGACCGAGGAAGCCGCUGUCGCGAUCAAAGCCAUGGCCAAAUAGGGCAGGUGGGCGGGGCAUGGCCAAAUAUGGGGGAAAGGGGCGG
Molecule: messenger RNA, 430 nt
Organism: Ficedula albicollis (Collared flycatcher)
Lineage: Eukaryota; Metazoa; Chordata; Aves; Passeriformes; Muscicapidae
Product: eukaryotic translation initiation factor 5A-1
Exons: 4
Biological process (GO): positive regulation of translational termination; positive regulation of translational elongation
Molecular function (GO): RNA binding; ribosome binding; translation elongation factor activity
Source: RefSeq, a predicted model, not a curated record